AUGAAUAUUCUCAUGUUAAAGAGGAAGAGUGCUAAAAACGUAAAGGAUGAACUGGAGCAUUUGGCCUCAGGCGAUCAGCAGAAGAGCCCAUCUGCUCUGCAGAAAGACACUCCGCAAGAGAAUAAGAAAGGUUACACAACAAAUACCAGUUUCAAGUCAGUGUAUGAACCUCAGUUCAACCACAACAUGUGGAAGUACAACCGCUGUUACUCUCAGCCUCGCUGCUCAGAGGAAAAGUACUAUUUCUCCAGGAACAUUCCGCAUCCUAGGAUGGUCUGUCACAUACCAGGAUUAAACAACGCUCCAGUCUGUGUUGUAAGAAGCAGCUUUUCAAGAGAACACCCAUCUGCUAGCAACACAGUCACCCCCAAGCGAGAAGCUCAUCAAGAACGCGUGCUAACUGGGAACGCCACAAGCAAUACAUCUGCCAACUGCUACCUUCCAAAGCUGGAGGGUUUCAGGCGAAGGGAGCUAGGCACUUCACAGUCUGUGACACAAGGACCUGCGGAUGUUCCUAAAAGGAUUCAAAAUAACCCCACUUCAUCUGAAAAGCUUCUGAAAAAACGAUUCCAAGCCUCUGCAGAACCUGCAAAUAGGCAGGGAAGCCAUGUUGCGCCUCCCACUCAGCCUUCCUCUCCAUUCGUCAACUUGCGUUACAGUCCUCGCAUCCAGGAGAAUGAGAAUUCUGGCCUGCACUACCUGGAUCAGAAAAUAAAGGUGCUGGAAAAACUCAGCAAAAUUUUGCAGACAGAUUCGCUUACCGAGAUCCAAAAAUGGUUCACAAGGGCAAGUGAAAAAGAGAAAGACUUUGUGUGCAGUCUGAUUUGUUUAGAACUGACUGACAAAAGUGUGCUGAAUUCUAAGGAAGGUACAGCAGAGAACAUGAAUAACCCGAGUCCGCUAGAGCCUCUCCCUCCUCUUCAGAGGCGUCCAGAAAGGGAAAUGAAUCGGUCCAGGUCUUCGGCUAAAGAAUCAGUGGCAAGUCAAAACAUGAAGCAGGAAAGGAAGAAAGAACGUCUUCUGCUCUCAGCGCUGAGAAACAGAGGUCCAGCACAAGCAGACGCGCUGUUCCGAGGGAAGAACUGCAACUGA
This is a messenger RNA of Pygoscelis adeliae (Adelie penguin), 1092 nucleotides long. Its product is annotated as chromosome unknown open reading frame, human C4orf17. The coding region runs from base 1 to 1092 and encodes 363 amino acids. The record is from RefSeq and is a predicted model, not a curated record. The transcript has 9 exons. Lineage: Eukaryota; Metazoa; Chordata; Aves; Sphenisciformes; Spheniscidae.